UGCGGCAAAAUGUGUAAAAUGGUAACCGACAGUCGUGGCCAAUUUCUUUCCCUCCCGCUCCGGGGAUUCGACAUACGAAGAGUUAUUAAUAUCCACAAUACAAUAAAUAUUUAUCUCGCCACAGAUGAGCCAAAUAGUGUGUAAUGUGGAGACUCGAAGUUUGCGCUUCGCGCCUCUAUUGACGCAGGCCAAAAAACUGACAAAAAACGGGGAACUAGGCAGGAAGGCAUGAACAAUCUGCGAGAUCGACGCCACACUUACGUUCGCGGCUUCGCGCCGUGAUUUGCGCAUGAGUGUAGAGGGCCCUAGACAUUUUGCAGUAUGUUGUGUACCAGACUUUAUUCUAUGACAAGAGGUUUGAGUAAAUGCACCAUGAAAAAAUAAUAAUUUAGGCGUACUGUUUUUUUUCCACUAGCAACAACGCAGUUUCGAAAGUUCAAUUUCGCAUGGCGGACGUGCAAUAAGACUCACUGAUAUUUGUUGGUGAUAAUUUCAAUCAUCUCGUUGUGAUUCCUUAUGGAAGGACUAAUUCUAAUGCUUUUAUUUCUUUGUGGACGUGCGUUAUUCAUACCUUAACGAUUGAUGAUGCUGUAGUGAUAUAAUUUGUUGUAUUUGUGUGAACUGCAUAGUUUUUCUCAAAAAUGGGAAAAUGUGACGAAGCCAAUGUUGAAGUUAGUAUGGGGGACUCGGCGUCCCCCAUGAAACCUGAUAAUUUUACGUUCAGCGUGCCCCCGGAGGCGCCCGUGUUUGAGCCGACGCCGGAAGAGUUCCUGGAUCCUCUGGCGUACAUCAGCAAAAUAAGGCCAAUUGCAGAGAAGUCUGGAAUAUGCAAAAUCAAGCCCCCUGCGCACUGGCAACCCCCGUUCGCCGUGGACGUCGACCGUCUGAGGUUCACACCGCGGAUACAACGGUUAAAUGAAUUAGAGGCUAUAACUAGGGUGAAGCUAAACUUCCUGGACCAGAUAAUCAAGUUCUGGGAGCUCCAGGGCUCCGUCCUUAAGAUCCCCACAGUCGAGAGGAAGCCGCUUGAUCUCUACUCUUUGCACAAAAUUGUUAAAGAAGCCGGCGGCUUCGACACAUGUUCGGCGGAGCGAAAAUGGACCAAGAUCGCACGGCGUAUGGGCCACCCACAAGGAAAGGGCAUAGGCUCCAUACUCAAGAACCACUAUGAACGCAUACUGUACCCUUACGACGUGUUUAAGAGCAGCGGCGCCGUAGACAAAGAGACGAAAAUCGAAGUGAAAGGCGAUCAGACCCCAGAAAAGGCGAACACCACACGGAGCCGCUCGAACUCAAAAUGCCCGGCGGCGACCCCGCCGCCCCCGCGCCGCUUCAAGAGCAGCGAGCCCGAGCCCGCGGCCGAGGGCAGCCACACGGAGGGCGCGCUCGCCGGCGCCGACGAGCAGAAGGAGGUCAAGACACCCAUUAAAGAGGAGAAGGAGAAUGGGGAGCAGAGACGCAGCCCCCGCGAGAACAAGUGGAUGUCGGCGGGCGGCAGCUGCGGCGCGCGCGGACGCGAGCCGCGCGCCACGCGCCUGCGCGAGCACCGCAUGAGCAACAUGACCGUGUCCGUCACGCCCGCGCCGCCCUCCACGCCCGGCGCCGGCGGCCCGGGCGCCCUGGACCCGCUGGCAAAAUACAUGUGCCGCGUCUGCGGACGAGGUGACAUCGAGGAACAAAUGCUGUUAUGCGAUGGUUGUGACGAUUCAUAUCACACAUUCUGCCUCGUGCCUCCGCUCGCUAUUGUGCCCAAGGGCGACUGGCGUUGCCCCGUUUGCCUCGCAGAAGAGGUGUCAAAGCCGACAGAGGCGUUUGGAUUCGAGCAGGCGUCGCGAGAGUACACGCUGCAGCAGUUCGGAGAGAUGGCCGACCAGUUCAAGUCCGACUAUUUCAAUAUGCCCGUACAUAUGGUGCCAACACCAACGGUAGAAAAGGAGUUCUGGCGGGUAGUUUCAUCGAUAGACGAAGACGUCACGGUAGAGUACGGCGCUGACCUCCACUCUAUGGACCACGGAUCUGGAUUCCCUACAAAGUCAAGUGCACAUCUAUACCCCGGCGAGCAGCAAUAUGCUGAGUCGAGUUGGAACCUGAACAACUUGCCCGUCCUGGAGGGCUCUGUACUUGGACACAUUAACGCAGACAUAUCUGGAAUGAAGGUCCCUUGGCUGUACGUGGGCAUGUGUUUUGCGACGUUCUGCUGGCAUAACGAGGACCACUGGAGUUAUUCCAUCAAUUAUUUACAUUGGGGCGAGCCUAAGACUUGGUACGGCGUGCCAGGCUCGAAGGCCGAGCAGUUCGAAGCCGCCAUGAAAGCCGAGGCCCCCGAGCUGUUCCAGCUGCAGCCCGACCUGCUGCACCAGCUCGUCACCAUCAUGAACCCCAACAUACUCAUGCGCGCCGGCGUGCCCGUCUACAGGACUGACCAGCGCGCGGGCGAGUUCGUGAUAACGUUCCCGCGCGCGUACCACGCCGGCUUCAACCAGGGGUACAACUUCGCUGAGGCCGUCAACUUCACCCCGGCUGACUGGCUAAAAAUGGGUCGCGAAUGCAUCGCUCACUACUCGACCCUGCGUCGUUAUUGUGUGUUCUCGCACGACGAGUUGGUGUGCAAGAUGGCGCUCUCACACGACGCAUUAAAUAUGAAUGUAGCGCUCGCCGCCUACAGAGACAUGAAAACGAUGCUCCACGACGAGAGGAGGCUUCGGAAGGCGCUUCUGGACUGGGGCGUUACCUCAGCCGAACGUGAAGCCUUCGAGCUGCUUCCUGACGACGAACGGCAGUGCGCGCUGUGUAAAACCACGUGCUUCCUCUCCUGCGUGACGUGCGCGUGCUCGCGCCGCGUGGCGUGCUUGCGGCACUACGACCAGCUCUGCGCCUGCCCACCGAGGACACACACGCUCAGAUAUCGAUAUACCCUUGACGAGCUACCAGCGAUGCUAGAAAAACUCAAGAAGAAAUCAGAAAUAUUCCGCGAAUGGGCGGAAUCUGUACAGAACGCCCUGGACCCGGACACCCCGAAAACUUGCGACUUGGACGGCCUGAGGGCUCACCUUAGGAGGUCUAUUGAACUUAAGAUGCACAAAACCGAGCUAGUCCGCGCACUAGAAAUCGCCAUAGAGGAUGCCGAAAAGUGCGCAUCUGUGAUUCAGCAGUUAGAUCUCAACAAGAUGCGCACUAGAACCCGACAUCAUGACCCCAAAUACAGAUUAUCAGUGCAAGAGUUGACACUGUUUGCGCAAGAGAUUGACCAGCUAGCUUGCGUGCUUCCUGAAGGAUCAGCAGUAAAAGAAGUCCUCCGUCAAACUGCCGACUUUGAGACGCGCGCCACAGAGCUUCUGAACAAAGAACUGGACCAGACCGACCCCGGCUUUGUUAGAGAGCUCGAAGAGGUGGUAGAGCUCGGCGUACGCCUGUGCAUCGUGCUGCCUCAGCUCGCGCCGCUACAGAUGCGCCUGCAACAAGUGAAGUUCCUGGAGGAAGUGCGGACCUACAGGGAAGACUACGCGACCUUGACCCCCGAGGUCAUCGACCGGCUGCUCCAGGAGUCGGAGACCGUGGUGCCGCAUCAUAAGAUUGAGACUGAACGGGCGUUGCUGUAUAAGCUUAAAGCCGAAGUCGAGGAAUGGGAGGAGCGCGCCCGAGCCGUGCUCAUCGACCCCUCGAAGCCGCCCCCCGACCCGCCGCAGCACACCACCCUCGCUGAAGUCCAAGCCUUACUCGACGCGCGGGAAGACAUUGAAGCCGCCUUACCUUCAUACCACGCGCUCAGUCACGCCAAACAACAUGCACAGGACUGGCUUGUAAAGGUGGAAGAGAUGCAAUCAAAAGACUUAUACCCAUAUAUGCACAGCGUAGAAGCCUUAGUGAAGCGCGGACAGCAAAUACCUCUAGCGUUAUAUGAAAAAGAUCAACUUGCUGCAGCUUUAGCGUCCGCCAAGGAGUGGAAACGUGGAGCAGGAGAAAUGUUCUUAAAGAAGAGCUGGGCGUACUCCCUGCUGGAGGCGCUGUCGCCGCGCACGGAGGCGGCGCCGACCCGCCGCCGCGCGCGCGCCGCCGCCGCCUCGCCGCAGCCCUCGUCGCUCGAGGCCGGCCUGUUCCUGCGCCACUUCAGCGAGGACUCCACGCCCACCGAGAUCGUCGCCGCCUUCAAGCACGCCGAGCAGCGCGAGCUGGCCGCCGUCAAGGAGCUCAGGAGUAAAAACAUGCGCAAGGAAGUCCGCGCGCCCCCGAUGCCAGGGAUCACGUUCUGCGUGUGCCAGAAGCGGCAGUACGGCGUCAUGACGCAGUGCGAGCUCUGCAAGGACUGGUUCCAUGCCGCCUGCAUAACGGCCGCGAAAGAGGAGCGCGCCGAAUCCGAAGAGCGAGAGCUUCCGUUCCCGACGCCCGAGCCGAAGUUCCUGUGCCCCGACUGCACGCGCACGCGCCGCCCGCGCCUGGACCGCAUCCUCGCGCUACUGGUAUGGCUCCAAAAGCUACAAGUGCGACUAGCAGAGGGAGAGGCGCUGCAGUGUGUGACAGAGCGCGCGAUGGCGUGGCAGGACGCGGCGCGCGCUGCUCUGGCGCACCCCGCGCUAGCACAACUGCCCGUCGAGCGCGACCGCGCGGCCGCGAAUCGGGAAAAAUCGGACAAACUCAACGCAGAAUUGAAGAAAGCGACCGGCCGGGCGCAUGACCACUCAUCACAAAACGCAAGGUCGUCGGCGAGCGUGGAGCACGCGUACAGCGCCACGCCGCGCUCGCCGGGCGCGCGCCUGGCGCCCGGGCUGCUGCAGAAGCUGGAGGACUUGAUGCUGGAAGGGGACCUGCUGGAGGUGCAACUGGAGGAGCAGGCGCAGGUGUGGAGCGCGGUGUGCGCGGCGCGCGGGCUGUGCGGGCGGCGCGUGGCGCGCGUGCUGGACGCCGGGCGCCGCAAGCGCGCGCCGCGCGCGCCCGCCAAGCCGCACGCGCAGCUCAAGCGCGCGCGCCCGCCGCCCGCGCAGCACGCCGCCGCCAAGCGCGGCGCGGCCACCACCACCAACUAUCUCAACAGGAAACAGGGAAUUUCAUCCGGCUCCGGCCUCAUGAUGCGCAAACACUACAUGGCGCGGCAGGAGCGCCGCAAGAACGCCGCGCGCGGCAAACUCGCGCGGCAUCCGAGGAUGGGACAACGAUCAGCAGCACAAGCCCGCGAGACGGGCGCGCGGCGCGCCGCCGCCGCCGCCGCGAGCGCCGAGCCCAGCAGCAGCAGCUCCUCCUCCGGCGACGACGACACCGAGGAGUGCGCCGCCUUCAGCUGCCGGCGACCCACCGGCAAAGUGGACUGGGUGCAAUGUGACGGGGACUGCGACAUGUGGUUCCACAUGCACUGCGUGGGGCUGCAGCGCGCCGCGCUGCGCGACGACGACGAGUACAUCUGCGGCGCCUGCGCCGCGCGCCAGCUCGGCAAGCCGCGCAAGUCCAAGCCCGACGACGACCGGUAAACACCACACCACACCACUUACACUUUCGGAAGGGUUUAAAGUCAGUAAACAGCAGUCUCCUCCACAUCGAUUUCGAUGACGGCGACCUCGGCAAUCGAGGGUUCCUCUUAUGUGGCUGGCCAGGCCAGACUUGCUCUUAAACACCCUUUCACAUUCACAGCAGUAGAGUUGACCGGCCCUGUUGUAGGUAUACAUGUGGGAGGGCUUGGGUCUUGAAAGUCAAUAAAUAGUAAUGUGAUGAUACCGUAAAAUUAUACAGAAUCGAUCUUCUCAACGGUUACAAAUUAUACUUUUGAAGAUUUUUUCUGCGAUGUUUAAUUUGCUCAAACGCGUUUUUUUACAAAAAAAAAACCAUUAAAUUAGAAGAGUCGCAAGGGUCUUGUGACCGAUUCGAAAUUUGACGAUUUACUCGCUUUUGAGGAAAUUAAAUAUAGUAUAAUUUUACGCUGUUGUGUAAUAAUUUUAUAAUGUGUCGUGUUGGACACUAAUGUCAUGAUUGAAUAAUAAAAUGAAUGUUGAUUGCGCUGCGAAAACUAUUAAGUUUCCUGAUUUAUAUUCGAUUUAAAUUGACAAUUGUGACAUUUUAUGACAGAACGAUUGUCAGUUGACAAACUGUGUGGCGCAAUCAAUAUUUAGUGUUAAUGAAAAGACUGUCAUAUUAUUAGAAUACGCGGAAUUUCAUCAUUUUAGCGUAAUUAUAAAUUAGUAAUGUUAAUAUUUUACCUGUUGCAAAAAAGCCAAUUUAUGAAUUAAAAGACUAUAGCGUAAAAAAAUUCGUGAGAUGGAGUUAAAAAUUGUUAAUACUAAUUUGACAACCAUUAUAUUGUGACUAUUUAAGAGGGGGGUAAAGCCUGGAAAUUAGAAGGGGACAAAAGAUAUGGCGCGCCGCACUAAUGCGACGGAAGAAAUUACCAUCGCGUGGGCGCACUUUUAUCUCAAUCGAUUUAACAUGUUUUUGUGUUUUUUUUUUCUAUUGAGUCAAAUUUAACCUUUUAACGUUUUGGUUGCUACCCUUGCGAAUUUACUCUAUUCUCUUAGUAAACAUUUUGAAGGCGUUUUUUUUAAUGGGUAAAUAUUCAAUAUAAAAAAAAAUCGGUUCUCUGUAAAGUCUGUUUACUGACGAUAGUUGUACGUGACAACGUCAUAAGAAACGCUAUAAACAAUUGACACCACAUUCACUUUUCACUGCACUUCAUACUUGACGAAAACAUGUAAAUGUAUUAUUGUAUAGCAGCUGUCCACGCGGACGCAUCGCUCACUCAAGUAGGAGAGAGACAGAUGUCGAACGCUGCCGAACGCGGAGGCCGAUUGUGCCUCUUUGUCGCUCGUUGCGCGCUCUCGCUUGCACUUCAAGCUUUAAAUGGAACGCCUCAGAGCGAGGUAACGCCGCAUGAGUCAUGUUUUUUCGUGCGUGCGGCCGGCUCCAUCGAAUUAUAAGACGUUGUCACGUCAAAACUACAAUCGUAACCACCUUCUUAAAAGAGAUAUGAUGAUCUUUUCUCUAUGACUAUAAACAAUGAACCGUGAAUAACUGAUUAAUAACGCAGAAAAUCUUGUUCGCUGCUUAAACUUUGGAUUAUACACCUCAUGGUUUCAAAAUAAUCUACACAAAGAUUGCCGAAGCCUAGAUCAAAUACAGAUACAACUGAAUGUAACCUAAAAUGUAUUAAAACGAAUGUAAUACCCGAACUAUCGGUAUAUAGUAUACAACACCUAUUUAAAUUGUACUUGUGUGUUCAAUCGACUUACGUGAAAAUGAAAUUUCCAUUAGAGAAAGAACAAAUUAUAUAUUUUCAAUUGUAAUGAACUACUUUUAUAAAUUAUUUAUAAAAUGUGACGUUCUCAAGCAAAACGUACCACAUCGCUUACCAUAAGGACGAAAUUUGCUCGUAUCUUUAUACGAAUCCUGUCAGAGAGCCCUUAUGCCAAGCGAUAAUGGGGUACUUUUUGCUUGAGAACGUCACAAAUUACAUUGGAUUGCGAGUAUCUAAAACACUUCGCCUCCGAUAUCCGUCAAGGGAUUUCAGAUCGUAUCCCAACGGCGAUAAGGUUUUGUGUCAAUAUUGUUCAAAUAACGAAAUAUGUGUGAGCUUAUUGUCCGUAGAAACGGGGAUCGUUACCGGUAUUUCUUUAUUUUUUAAUAAAUUACCGAUAUUUUUUAUUUCACGAAAAGUGAUUGGUAAAUAUGUAAUAUUUUGUCAGCAAGUUACUGUCAUUGUUUACGAGCCGGAUUUGAACCCGCGACCUUCGCUUUGAAAGCCGCACUCCUUUCCGUUAGGCCACCAACGCUUCUUUAACACUUUCUUCUACUCGUCGACUGUAAUUAUUGAAUUAAGAUUUCGUAUACCAAACUAUAAUUGAGAAACUUUUCAUGUAUAAGUUUGAUGACUCGUAGAAAAAGUAUUGUAUACAAUAGCGAUAUAAUCAAGCUUUUCAAUCUCGUACCUUACUUAGGCAACUCAGCAAGCUUCUUUGCCUAAACACGGUACUCGACUGAUAAGCUCUCUUAUAUCACUAAAUAAUAGAUAAAUUCAUAUAAUAUAAUGAUAUUUAUUUUGAAAUUAAAUAAACUAGACCAGAGCCCGCCUAAGAUGUUCGUUCAAAGUAACAAUACAUUUAAUUUCGUAUCAAAAUAUGACGUUUUUAGUGAUGCUGCCACUCUUUGUCCCUGCCAAAACGGUACUGCCAUCUCAGACGGUCUCUAGACAUCCUAAUACCGUUUAAUAUUACCGGUAACAUGUCCCCGAGUAGAAAUAUCAACGGUGUUACUUUCGAUGUCAUAGAUAUACUGGAAUUAAUUGGAUGUUGUUUGUUCGUGUCUAAACGUGAUCCUGUCCGUGCUAUAAACGGGAAACUAAAUCAUCUUUAUAUUACACUUAAGUUGCUUAGCAGAAAAACGGUUUUUAUGUUCAUUUUCUGUAAUUAUACUCUGUAUCUUUAGGUAUUUAAAUAAAAGUAAACAAAAUCUACCCUCAAAUGGCUCCUUAAGCCAGUUGAGGGUAGAUGAAAACAUUACACGAUCAAAUAAUGUAGGUUAUUGUCAGGUCGUUCAGUGACAGAUCCAGGCGGUUUUGUAUUUGGUUGGUUAACCAAGAAAUGUUAUAACUACCCGAAAAUGUACAAAUUGUUUGUUUACUUUUAUUUAAAUACCUAAAGAUACAGAGUAUAGUUAUCAUUUUUUGAAACUUGCACUCAAACGAUGUGAGCUGCAUCAUAUGAAGAUGAUUUGAAUUUCUCUUUUUACUAUUUCCUAUCCAAGACAUUUUGAUGUUACCCGUAUAUCAAUAUUCGAUGGAAGAUCUGAUUGUAGUGAAAUAUAUCUACUGUUUUUUCUGUCAGCUAAGAGACAGGACAAGGAGUGUGAUUUAAUAAAAGGUAUGGAUGAUUGUGACAGAAGUAAGUCAUUUUCAGGACAGUCAAGAAACUUUCAUGUGUCAAGUUAGUAUACCUACAUUUAGUACUGAUCUCAAAAUGACCUACUUCUCUCGUUUUAUUAUUAGGACAGUCUUAGGAAUUUAUUACAAAAAUAUUAAAUUCUAAAUACGCCCACUCACGAAGUGCAAGCGAUAGACAAAAAUUAACCAUUAUAAAAAAAAAAGUGUAAAUAUUUUUCUAAGAGUAAAACAAUUCUAGAAGAUUUUUUAAAUGAAUUGGUACAUUUUUGGAAAUUAAAGAGGUUUGUGCGUGUUUGUAAUGUUCGCCCUCGUUGAAGUGAUUUGCUGUACUUUGGAUUUCCCCCGCUAGGGGGCGGUGUCAAAAUUAUUGAAAAAUUAUACUUGUUUAAGAUAAAAAAAAAAGCCUAGAAAGUAAAACCAAUCUACAUCUUCCUUGUUACAUAUACUAACUUAAAUAAAUAUUAUGGAACCAGCUUUCUAGGCUUUAUUAUUGAUAGUUUUCUAAUUCAGUCCCGACCAGUCCCAAUGUUUCGCGCCUUAGAAACUUAUUAACGAUUUUCAACUCUAUUCCGUACAUGGAAAGGUUUAAAUUUGAUAAUCCGUUUCUUAAGACGUCCUUAUAGAAAAGAGAAUUUGAAAUAGAGCUGGAUUGUCAAAGAAAACUUUGUAGCCACAGUAAAUUUACUGCCAUCUUUCGACACAUGAUUAAAACUUUUAGAACGCCAUUUGACUUUGAUCCUUAUUCUUUCGCUGAUUUGUGUUAAAAAUCAAUAAGUGGCGCCAUCUUACCGGGCAUAGGCUAAAGGUAUGGCGCCAUCGCUCAAAACGAUGCCGCCAUACCUUUGGCCUUUGAUCUAUUUUUAUUAGAUGGCGCCACUUUUUGAUAUUUAACAAAUUUAACACAUAUCAGUGAAAGAAUAUGGAUCGAAUUCAAAUGGCGUUCAUACAUUUUUAAUCGUGUGUCGAAAGAUGGCAGUAAACUUACUGUAGCUACAAAGUUUUCUUUGACAAUUCACCUCUAUUCCAAAUUCUCUUUGGUUAUAGUGAUGCCCUCGCUUCACGCGUCAACACGCACACAAUUACUUUUAAUUUUAUUUUCAAUACUUUUACAUGAAUAAUGCUCAAUUGUGGACUAGCUUUUUUACAACUAACGUCUGACAAGUCUAAAGUUUAUUUUAUUUUAUUAUAUUAUAUUGUUUUAUUUUAUUAUUCACGAACAUACAAUACAUAAUUGUUUAAUUCUUUGCCACAUAUCUAGAUAACAGUUUUUGCUUCGAUCAAUUAUUAUACUUUAAUUUAUUAAAUCGCCAAUAGAAUAUAUAAACAACCUAUCACAUCCGAGGUCAAUGUAUCGGUCCGAAACGCUAGGCGAAGUCCUAUAUACGUCGAGGAUAAAAUGGCUAUUUUACUUUUAUGCACUAGGACGUAACAUCAAUUUUAAACAACAUUUAUUAAGUAUUUUUGAUACUGCCCAAUUGACAAGUCGACGUUUUCUUUGAAACCUAGGCAACAUCUUAGUGCGUUUAGAUUUAUACUCAGUGUUCAUGUUGACUCUUGUACCGGCGGCCACCAGUAUUGCUCAAUGGAUCUCGUAUUUUGCCCUGAAAAGUUGUAUCUACGUAUGUAAUUUCAAAUGAAUUAAAGCAAAAAAUAUUACUUUGACAACUAGUUGUCGGGUGUCAGACCGUCAACAUCUCCAGCAUCUCCUGAGGACGCCUCGUAGAGAGACGAAACACGUGUCGAGUUUUGUACUUUUGGUGGUGGGUUGUUAUAUUUAUUUGCGUAUUUAUUUUUGCGGUGGGAACAUUAAUUGCAUGUAAAAAUACGCAAGUAAGUACAACGGGUUAGCACUGAUUGACUAACACGUUAUUUUCUCGCGGAUUACCAAAGUAAUAUUUCUUGCUUUAAUCUCAUGCAGUUUUAAAUAAAACGGUCUAUUAUAUUUGAGUGCUGAUAUACAAGAAAUAAUAAAAGUUUUAAUUUUUACACAAUAAGAAAACGGGACUUGAUCGCGGAUAUUUAAGUUUUAAGUUAAUUUUAAAACUAAUAUCGUUAGUGUUGUGUCGAUCGAGUAAUAUCUCAAGUGCGCAAAACGUAAAUCUUUCUGGUUUAACCCAUUGGUUGACUGGUAGAGAAUGCCUUAAGGCAUUAAGUCUGCUAUUUGUACCUUCAUGUAUUGUGCAAUAAAGAUUAAAUAAAUAAAUAAACGUAGUUGAUGAACAAGACCAAGUGCGGGUAGUUCGAAAAACUCGCGCGGCUAAAAGAUGUUAAUGUCAAUUUUAGCCAGUCUUCUCCUAGCCGUCCUCCUCGACACAUCGGAAAUAAAUUUAAAUUUGAAAAAGUCCCGUUAAUAACGUCUUAAUUUGACAUAUGGAUGUUAUGGAACUUUCUCCAACCAUUGAUAUAAUUAACAUAUUCGGACACAACAUAUAGAGUCAGAUCCAGUUAAGUUGGCAGCGAUAUUGAUAGCCACGUCAUAAUUCCACAGAAGUUUGACGUUUAAAAUAACACUUGCACCGUCCGAGUCUAAGAACCUUCAGAUUUCCAAAACAUGUAUUUGACCUUUAUAUUUUACUUUCAGUAGCAAAUCUAGAAAUCAUUGGGCAGUACUGAAAAGGAUCGGUCGGUAACACUCGACAUUUUGAGUUGUCAAACAAUAACGCGUUAUGGUGUAUUCAUACAUGUUUGAUAUUUUUAAUUCCGUGUGAAUGUGCCGUAAGAUCUGGGUGAGUACAGGCCAAUCCUUUCACGAGGGAUACUGUGUUCUUAUAUCAUAAGGUCGACUUCUCGACGGACGUGUACAUAAUGUUAUUGUAGUUGAUGUAUAUUAAGGCGAUGUUCGCUUAGUUUUAAGAGCUUGCGCCCGCGCGCCUUAACUGAAUGUAAGCUAAUUUUUUAUUACUUAUAUUUCUCUUUGUUUAAUAAAUACAUUUAUUUGACAAAUUUUGUGAUUAUUGCGUAAUUGAGCAAGCUUUUGGUAAAUGGACCCGAGUAGAGUUUAAAUAUUGUAAUUGUUUUCGUGGAUGAUAAAAUGAAAAUAUUGUAUGUUACGAUAAUACUCGUAAAAUACCGCCUUAAUAUGAAACUUUGAUAAAAUGUCUGAACUUUUGUUUAUCGUCCAUGUUUUAAUGCUGGUUUUACACAUUUGUUAUUUUGUCUCUUAAUAUUUAGUAUUUAAAAAAAAUGGGAAGCCAUAUUAUGAUAUAUUAAUCUAAUUAUCACUGUUAAUAAAGUUCAAUGUGUUUAUUUUACACUAAAUAAUUUUAACAACUUCGACAGAAAUUGGACAUUUAAAAAUUACUUUCGGCUUUAGAUAAAUUGACGUAAAACAAAUAAGAACAGAGCGCGAAUGUGUAAACCCACCAUUAUAUAACAAACCUAGUCCAAUGAAAUUUGUGGUCCUUUUGUUAUUUGACCAAUAUUUUGAUUGUGAAGAUGAUAUUGUCAAACAGAUUUGAACCUUGAGGCGUAUGAAAUAAAGUUUGCGUUGGCCAUUGAGUUAGUCUCGUAUUUAUGUUUUGGAUUGUUAUUAGUUUAGCAUAGCACGACGAGGAAGAUGGCGAUGGAUAUAAUAGUAUUUAUAAACAUGAAUUAAAUUUAAAUUAUGAAACUACACAUUAGUGAGACUAACAUAUACGACCGACGAUUUGACGACCGGUUUGGCCUAGUGGGUAGUGACCCUGCCUACGACGCUGAUGGUCCCGGGUUCAAAUCCUAGUAAGGGCAUGUAUUUGUGUGAUGAGCAUGGAUAUUUGUUCCUGAGUCAUGGGUGUUUUCUAUGUAUCUAAGUAUUUAUAUAUUAUAUAUAUCGUUGUCUAAGUACCCUCAACACAAGCCUUAUUGAGCUUACUGUGGGACUUAGUCAAUUUGUGUAAUAAUGUCCUAUAAUAUUUUUUUAUUAUUAUUUUUUUUUACAUGAAAACUAUGACAAGGUAGGAGAGUUAAUUUAACUAAGCUAAACAUAACACAAGUAAAGAACUAAUACAACAGAUAAAAACAGCAUGACUAAUUUGAAACUACGAGACUAGACAAGAUUCGGGGUUAUUGUUAAAAAUAGUCUCACCUAAACAACAUUUCUAACUAAAGCAUGUAUUAUGUACAUCCUGAGACCCACAAUUCACUUCGUGGUUUGUUAUGGCGUUGCUGCGUUUUUUUUUUUAUAUACUACGUCGGUGGCAAACAAGCAUGCGGCCUGCCUGAUGGUAAGCAGUCUCCGUAGCCUAUGUACACUUGCAACUCCAGAGGAGUUACAUGCGCGUUGCCGACCCUAACCCCACCCCCCUCGUUGAGCUCUGGCAACCUUACUCACCGGCAGGAACACAACACUAUGAGUAGGGUCAAGUGUUAUUUGGCUGCGGUUUUCUGUAAGGUGGAGGUACUUCCCCAGUUGGGCUCUGCUCUAGAUCUGGGAUGACAUCCGCUGUGCUGUGCCCUACCACACAGAGCGAGAUGACAUUCACAAUGCCCAUACCUCUCUUGUGGACGUAGUUUAAGGACGUACCCGGGUCCAAAAGUUGCGUCACUCGCAACGUGAAUGAUUUGGCAAAUACGUCCAUGUGUUUCGUUGACAUAACAUAAUUAAUAACUAUCUUCUCGACUUCGCACGAUGCUUUGAAACGUGACGAAGGGUGCGGUAUAACGUUCUGCGUGUAGUUUCAUAAUUAUUAAAAAAAUACUCGCAAAAUCCAUCGCCUCAUUUUCUGCGUUGUCGUACCGAAAUGGCUGUUAAAAUAAAUAUAAGUUCAUGCCUUUUUACGCAAUUGUUGACGAUCUACCGGCUAUCGAGAGUCCGCACCUUAAUCAAACGAUUUCAUUUCUUACAUGAUUAGAGUGUCUACCUCCAACAUCGAAGUCUAAAAUCGUUAUCUGCCUAUCACUCGAAUAUGCAUGAGCGAAAAAAAUAGCAGUUUUCGAUGUCGGAAGUGGGGCUUCAGAACGUGUGCUUUGACUCGAAUGAAUAAAACAAAUAUAUAAAUCUGUAACAUGUCGUGCUUUUAUCAUUUGUGACGCGUGACAUGAUAAACGAUAUAAGUGCUAUUAUACCAUCAUACAUUCGUAGAUACAUUUUUGGAAAUACCAAGAGUUUGACUUUAGUGCGUUCUCCCGACAAUAUAUUUAUUAUUUAGAGGCACAUUUGGAAACGUAAAAUAUAUCAAUAUGAUAUCAAUAUCAGUUUCUAAAUGUGGUGUUUUUGUGUCCGAGCUAUGUAUGGAUCUGUAUUGUAGCGUGCUUUUUUACGCCAUUUGAGUUAAGCUUCUGGGGAUGUAUGUAUGGCUUGUUUUUCUGACGGUCAAUUCUGCGCUAGCUAGCUCUAUAGAAAUCAAUGAAAAUAGGCAAUGAUCACAUCCAUGAGUGUAUUUUGUUUCGGCUGAUUUAUUUCAAGAAAACAGCCGCAAAAGACUAUAAUGACCACAUGAAAAAGUCGUUAAAACCAUCUCAAGAUUCAAUCUUCAAAAGGUCAACAGAUUAUAUACAUUUUUAUGAUUACAAAUAAUUACAAUAAUAGAAACAGGGCUUACUAUUCUCAAGAAGUAAAGUACUAGGAGGUAGGUUACGCGUUGUAAUUGAACUUUCGGUUUGGGUGUAACGUUUAGAAAAUAGUUAUUAUAGUGUUUUACGGUAAACCAUUCUAUGGAAUUGUUACUUCAAGUGGACUAGCCAAAACGAAAUACUACAUGUUAGGACUGACUGUCAAAAAAACUAGUCUAAACCUUAUGUUGUACAGUAGUUAAGUGGAUGUCGUCUAUCGUGCAACUAUACUGGCCGGAAGUGCCGCCAUAUUUGUAUUUUAAAGUUUAGUCAACGGCGGGGCCUAUAGCUCCCUAUGGUUGGACGGAUAGACUAAUAUCAUGUACCAAAUAAUAUAGAAAAUUAUAGAAAAAUAA
Cydia pomonella (codling moth) is the source of this 14739-nucleotide messenger RNA. RefSeq names its product lysine-specific demethylase 5-like (gene Kdm5). The transcript has 31 exons. The coding region runs from base 642 to 5459 and encodes 1605 amino acids. NCBI's taxonomy places the organism in Eukaryota, Metazoa, Arthropoda, Insecta, Lepidoptera, Tortricidae. Gene Ontology annotation, cellular component: nucleus. Gene Ontology annotation, molecular function: histone demethylase activity; DNA binding. Gene Ontology annotation, biological process: chromatin remodeling. The record is from RefSeq and is a predicted model, not a curated record.